AUGCACAAGCAACAGUUCCAGUUCAAGAUCGAGGCGAUCAAGGACUUCGAGUUCUUUCGAGGAUGGUACUUCCCCAAGCAAUGGCGAGACCGCAAGCUCCUCUUCUGGCUCUUCGCAAUGGAGGCUCCCAUCACCAUCACCAUCCUCACCCUGACCGGUGUUGCUUCUCACAACACAUACCGCACGUUGUUAUGGGAAGAUGGCUACAAGAACGGCUUCAACAGUGCGCCUAAUCAAAGUCUUUAUGCCGCUGCCAACUAUGAACCCUAUACGGCUCCCCUCGUGUGGUCAAGUUUCUUGACGAACUUCAACUUGGUCAUCGGUGUCCUGAGCGUCUUCCUUCUGAUCGUGAAGAUCCCCGUCCACUUCAUGCACUUGUUUUUCCCUCCUUUUGCCACAUUUGUCCACGCAGGCUGUAUCGUCGUAUAUGCCUUUGCAGCUCGGUACCAGGCCGGUCCGGAUAUGUCAGACCCCAGCCAGCCCCAACCCGGAGCACCAUGGUACAUCACCAAGAGCUGCAGUGUCGCCUACUCGAAAACGGAUAUCGGAUUUUGCAACCAGGCCAAGGCUCUCUUCGCCCUGUGUAUUCUCAUCAUCCUGAUCUACUUCGUCGAACUCUGCUUUUCCGUCCGCUCCUGCUUCAUCACCCGGGAAGAGCGCGACCAGAUUAUCGAGACCCGCGAGGACAAGCGCGUUGAGAAGGAGUUCGAAGAGGAGAUCAUGAAGUCUCCUUAUUACCCAACAACCCCCGGUCUGGUCCCUCGUACCCCCGGCUUCCCACCCCAAGUUGCGCAACCGCCCGGCUUUGGUGGACAGGGAGGCGUGUACCCCUUCACACCUCGGCACUUGGCAUUUAACCGACUCGGAAGUGAGGCUUCGGAUCUACCGCUGCGUGAGAAUGGCUCUUCUAGCGCUCCUUCUCCGCACACAACGCACCAACCUUCUCCGGAUGGGUCGCAGUCGCAGAUGUACUUCCCGCCUCCACCGAAGAAGGCUUCGAAGUAA
This is a messenger RNA of Penicillium pulvis, 1005 nucleotides long. RefSeq lists its product as uncharacterized. Bases 1 to 1005 code for a protein of 334 amino acids. The transcript is spliced from 3 exons. Lineage: Eukaryota; Fungi; Ascomycota; Eurotiomycetes; Eurotiales; Aspergillaceae. The record is from RefSeq and is a predicted model, not a curated record.